Messenger RNA from Choloepus didactylus (southern two-toed sloth), 398 nucleotides. Its product is annotated as non-histone chromosomal protein HMG-17-like. Gene Ontology annotation, cellular component: chromatin; nucleus. Gene Ontology annotation, biological process: chromatin organization. Gene Ontology annotation, molecular function: nucleosomal DNA binding. The transcript has a single exon. The record is from RefSeq and is a predicted model, not a curated record. The coding region runs from base 86 to 361 and encodes 91 amino acids. Lineage: Eukaryota; Metazoa; Chordata; Mammalia; Pilosa; Megalonychidae.
AGAGGUAAGAGCAACCCCUGGAACAACCAAAGCCUGUGAAUUGCUGCAUUCCCACAUCCAACACCUAUGUCCCACCACCAUUACAAUGAUGCCCAAGAGAAAGGCUGAUGGGGAUGCUGAAGGAGAUAAAAUCAAAGUAAAAGAUGAACCACAGAGAAGAUCUGCAAUGUUGUUUGCUAAAGCUGCUCCUCCAAAGCCAGAACCCCAGACUAAAAAGGCCCCUGAAAAGAAGGGAGAGAAGGUACCCAAAAGGAAAAAGGGGAAAGCUGAUACUGGCAAGGAUGGGAAUAACCCUGCAGAAAAUGCAGAUGCCAAAACAGACCAGGCACAGAAAGCUGAAGGUGCUGGAGAUGCCAAGUGAAGUGUGUGCAUUUUUGAUAACUGUGUACUUCUGGUGA